AUGAUAACCGAGAAAGGUGAAGAUUCAAUCACGAAAUUAGGUGCAAUCCUAGCACAAGGUAUAAUUGAUGCCGGCGGUCGUAAUGUGACCAUCUCAUUGCACAAUCGCAGUGGACAUUCGGACAUGCAGAGUGUUGUCGGGACUUUUGUAUUUCUGCAGUACUGGUAUUGGCAUUCGUUAGCGCAUUUCGCAUCAUUAGCAUUCAAACCGACUUGUUUGAUUGGACUCAAUGCCAACUUAGAGGCGUUUGGUAAAGAUAACAUUGCUUACCUUCUAGAAAUACGUUUUUUUUAG
Molecule: messenger RNA, 294 nt
Organism: Anisakis simplex (herring worm)
Lineage: Eukaryota; Metazoa; Nematoda; Chromadorea; Rhabditida; Anisakidae
Source: the annotation of a GenBank genome assembly